AUGUCAGUCGAAGACUUUCAAAUUUUAAUAACUUUAGUUGGGCCUGUUAUAAGUAAACAAGCUACAGCAUUCAGGAAGCCGAUACCACCAGAAGAGAGAAUUGCAGUAACAUUGAGAUUCUUAGCUACUGGCGAUAGCUAUAGAACUAUAGCUAACAGCUAUCGUCUUGGCAUAUCAACUGUGAGCAACAUUGUCUCAGAAACAUGUUCUGCAAUAUGGGAUGCAUUGAGAGGGGAUUUCCUCAAAUGCCCAUCAAGUUGUUCCGAAUGGACUGAGGUUGCCGAUGUUUUUCACAAAAAAUGGCAAUUUCCAAACUGUUUGGGCGCUAUUGAUGAAAAGCAUGUUGUUGUUAAAUGUCCUAGCAAUGCUGGAUCGUUGUAUUACAAUUACAAAAAAACGCAUAGCAUUGUGCUCCUGGCUAUCGUUGAUGCAUGGUAA
This is a messenger RNA of Styela clava, 438 nucleotides long. Lineage: Eukaryota; Metazoa; Chordata; Ascidiacea; Stolidobranchia; Styelidae. The record is from RefSeq and is a predicted model, not a curated record.